This is a messenger RNA of Carya illinoinensis, 1892 nucleotides long. Its product is annotated as lysine-specific demethylase JMJ30. The record is from RefSeq and is a predicted model, not a curated record. Gene Ontology annotation, molecular function: 2-oxoglutarate-dependent dioxygenase activity. The coding region runs from base 155 to 1411 and encodes 418 amino acids. NCBI's taxonomy places the organism in Eukaryota, Viridiplantae, Streptophyta, Magnoliopsida, Fagales, Juglandaceae. The transcript is spliced from 9 exons.
AAAGUUCGUCAAGAAAAAGGGAAAAAUAUCUUCUUCGGCAAAAAAUCUCUCAGCCGUCUCUUUUUAUUUAUCAGUUCUCAGUUCUCACUCCUGUACAUCGGCAACUCACACCGACUGUACUGGCCGCGUCGCUGGAGCUCAUCCUCCUCCCUCAAUGUCGUCGUCCACCGCCUUCACGGAGUCUUCGGACCACUUCGAGACCCCAACGAUGGACUUGGAGGCCCCCACUCUCCUCCAGGACAUCACGGAGCAAGGCGGUUACGCAUACGUCAGCAUGGCAACGCUGGCCGCCGCUGGAGACUCCCGAGCGGCGGAGGCGGCGCGUGAGAUGGCUUGGGAGCAGCUUCACUCGGGUCCAUGGCACUCGGUGUUGCCCGUCUGGCGCGACGCCUACUCCAUGGCCUGCCUCCACGUGGCCAGACUCCAUUUUUCCAAGGGUGAGCUUAGCGAGUCCCUUAGGGUUUUGGACAUGGGAUUGAUCAUGGGCGGGAUGCUCCUCAGGAAGGACCUCGACUCGGCGGUCGACAAGGUCUCGGCCAAGGCCAGGGACGCAGGUGCGGUUUCAGAACAACUCGCAAAGCGAAAACUUGUCCGCCAGGACGGGCUCCGUGACGCAGAGGUACUUCAGUCUUUGCCAUUUAAGUCUCUGUCUUUGAAACUUGUGGGAAGGAGACCUUCUCUAUCUUUGGAGGGAUUUCUUCGUGAAUAUUUCUUAUCAGGUUCUCCGGUCAUUAUUAGUGACAGUAUGGCACAUUGGCCAGCAAGGACAAAGUGGAAUGACAUGGAUUACCUAAGAAGGGUUGCUGGAGACCGCACAGUUCCAGUUGAGGUUGGUAAAAACUAUUUGUGCCCAGAGUGGAAGCAAGAGCUUAUUACAUUUUCCCAAUUUCUUGCAAGGAUUGAAGCAAAUGACUUUUCUUCUGAUGCCCCUACAUAUCUUGCUCAGCAUCCGUUGUUUGAUCAGAUAAGCGAGCUACGGAAUGACAUAUGUAUUCCUGACUACUGUUUUGCUGGGGGCGGGGAGCUGAGGUCUCUUAAUGCCUGGUUUGGUCCAGCUGGGACAGUAACACCAUUGCACCAUGAUCCACAUCAUAAUAUACUUGCUCAGGUUGUUGGAAGAAAGUAUGUAAGGCUUUAUCAUGCUUCAUUGUCAGAGGAACUUUACCCAUACACAGAAACCAUGCUUAAAAACUCAAGCCAGGUUGAUCUAGACAAUAUUGACGAGAUACGGUUUCCAAAGGUGCAUGACUUAGGAUUUGAGGACUGCAUUUUAGAGGAAGGAGGAGGGCUAUCAACUUCUUGGAUGCUAGAUAUGAAGGGAUCUGGAUCCAUUUUUUGGUCGAGACGGCGAGUCACUUGUGUGUUAAGACGAAUUACGUGGUCCAAAGGGCUUCUACUUUUCUACCACUGAGUGUUGGGCAAUCUCAUUGCCAGUCUUCGUACUUUGAACCAUUACAUAUCCUUUAGAGUCGACCCGGCCGAAUCAUAUUUUGGCCCGACGUGCAUGGAAGGCCUCACACUCAACCCGACCCGUAAACUUCAGAUCGGGUCAAACCUGUUAUUUUUACUCGCAUGCUUGUAUUGUAUAUUUAUUUUUCUACAGCUUUGACCUCUCUCUCUCUCUCUCUCUCUCUCUCUCUCUCUCUCUCUCUCAGAGUACUAUGCUCUUCCCCAUUCCAUAGAUUGCUAUCUUGUAGAGGAGUACGAAAGCGCUACAUACUCGGAUUCGAUUUCUUCACGUUUUCACCUUUUCUUUUGCCGUAGCCUCCCCAAGGUAAAAUAGAAAAGAAUGGGAAAUCACAACUCUUUAAUUUCCACUUGUACCAAUUCGUUUAUGGAGAAUCCUUGUUCUUAUCAACUUUGUUUUUAAUUUUUAUUAACUUUUUUAUCAA